AUGGCGGGAGGUUCGGAGUGGGUGUUUAAUGAAAGCCGGGUUGUCAAGGUGUCAUCUACACCCAGGGUGUAUGUUUACAAGCAGCUUCUGUCGCCAGACGACUGUGCGUUUCUAGUGGCCAUGGCGAAGCCAAAGAUCGCUCGCCAGAGGAUGUUCAAUGCCACGUAUCUGCGCAAGUAUCAGAACCCACGCCUUCGAGCCAUAGAGGACCGGAUUGCAUCCUUCCUUUUUCUUCCCAGAGACCCGCAGGCUCGGACACAGGUUCGGUUCAACGAGGGUCAAGCAUAUGACGUGCAUCUGGAGUUUUACCGGGAUAACGUUGACACACAGAGGUCCGGCCACCGGGUGGCAACGCUUGUCCUUUUCCUCUCGGACGUCCAAAAAGGCGGCGAAGUGAACUUCCCCCAGGGCAAGUCGGAGCACUCACAUUGGCCCUGGGACUCGUCCCUAUCUCCAUGUGCCCGCCAAGGCGUGUCAGUCCCACCUGUCAAAGGAGAUGCUCUGCUCUUCUUCCCUUUCUGCCAUCACCCUUCUCAUAUCUCCCUCCCCCUGCCCCUGGAUCGCUUUCCUCAGUCCCACCAGUCAAAGGAGAUGCUCUGCUCUUCUGCCAUCACCCUUCUCAUAUCUCCCUCCCCCUGCCCCUGA
Closterium sp. NIES-65 is the source of this 645-nucleotide messenger RNA. The record is from the annotation of a GenBank genome assembly. NCBI's taxonomy places the organism in Eukaryota, Viridiplantae, Streptophyta, Zygnematophyceae, Desmidiales, Closteriaceae.